This is a messenger RNA of Betta splendens (Siamese fighting fish), 3398 nucleotides long. It is a transcript of the gene c1galt1lb, whose product is annotated as core 1 synthase, glycoprotein-N-acetylgalactosamine 3-beta-galactosyltransferase 1, like b. Bases 555 to 1739 code for a protein of 394 amino acids. Gene Ontology annotation, cellular component: membrane. NCBI's taxonomy places the organism in Eukaryota, Metazoa, Chordata, Actinopteri, Anabantiformes, Osphronemidae. Gene Ontology annotation, molecular function: N-acetylgalactosaminide beta-1,3-galactosyltransferase activity. The transcript has 3 exons. The record is from RefSeq and is a predicted model, not a curated record.
AUGCAUCAUCAGCUAGAAGUUAGCAAUUGAUCGGAUAACGGACUAGCGAGCGAAGCUAGCAAACACUGGCUAGCUCAACACGCGAACGAGGCGACGACGAUAAGAGACUCUAACACAAUAAUGUGUUACUACACGGGAGAGUGUUAAGGAGAUAUUUUUGUUGGCUCGGGGGCUGGUUUGCGACAAUAAAUGGUAGCGACAUUACUAUUUUAGCGAGGCUAGCCGGGCUAAGUUGCCUCACAGAGGAAAUGGGACCAAACGGCAGGUUAACAACUGGUUCUGGGGUUUAGCUUUUUUAAGUUGAAUAGUUUCCAGUUAUGCUUCGGUGAGUGAACAAAGCGACGCCACUAUGGUGGUGCUAGGUAGCGUUACAGUAAACCACACCUUAAACUCAUACCAGCUGUCACUUUUUCGUUAUUUCACGCUUGCCGCGAGAGACGGGACGCAAGCGUGACGCUUCUGCUCUUCCAGUGGCAUAACCUGUUCCCACUCUGUUUCCUCGACUUCAGCACCUGCCCAGUUAAACGAGUCCACGGUUCCACACCUGAUCCAGCAUGAAGGUCGUCGGGUCCAGGUUCUCGUUCUAUGCGGGUUUUCUCGUGGGAAUCCUGACACUGUACCUGUUUCUGCGGCAGAGGAGCGUGACAUUACAGCAGAUGCCCCUUGACCAGCUCCACGGUCACCAGCAACGGUCCGAGGACGAGGGGAAGCAAUGGAAGAAGGAGAGGUCUGCCCUUUUCAACCUGGAGCACCCGCACCACAAAGGAGAAGAUAGUUACAUGGCUGAUGAACUCUACAAAAAAGUGCGUAUCCUUUGCUGGGUGAUGACUGGACCUAGCAACCUGGAGACGAAGGCUCGGCACGUGAAGUCCACGUGGAGUCGUCACUGCAAUAUCGUGGUCUUCAUGAGCUCUGUGGAGGAUCCCGAUUUCCCCACAGUGGGACUGGGCACGAAGGAAGGUCGUGAUCAGCUGUACUGGAAAACCAUCCGAGCUUUCCAUUACGCCUACGAACAUCAUGCUGAAGAGGCAGACUGGUUCCUCAAGGCAGACGAUGACACCUAUGUGAUCGUAGACAACCUGCGGUGGGUCCUGGCGAACUAUACGCCAAAUGAACCGAUUUACUUCGGCCGUAGAUUUAAGCCGUACACCAAGCAGGGCUACAUGAGCGGAGGGGCGGGAUACGUGCUAAGCCGAGAGGCUCUGCGGCGAUUUGUGGAAGGUUUUAAAAGCAAACAGUGCACUCACACCACUUCUGUAGAGGACCUGGCAAUGGGGCAGUGCAUGGAGAAGGUUGGUGUGUUGGCAGGAGACUCCAGAGACACCAGGCAGAGGGAGACAUUUCACCCCUUCGUCCCGGAGCAGCACCUCACUGUCAAGUUUCCUAAGAGCUUCUGGUAUUGGAGUUACUGCUACUAUCCCAUCACUGAGGGUCCAAAUUGCUGCUCAGACCUGUCUGUGUCUUUUCACUACGUAAAUGCUGAAAACAUGUAUUUACUGGAGUAUUACACAUAUCACUUGCGUGCCUUUGGUUAUGGAUAUCGUUAUCAGCCCCCUGCUCCACUGGGCUACAGUUUAAAGUGGGACAGUAGCAAGGAGAAAGAGAAAGAGCUGAUGUCUCAAGGGAAAGAUGGAAAGGAGAGCGAUACCCCCAGGACUGACAUGAAACAAGAUCCAGAUGCCCUUCCUGCAGAUAUUCUUCCUGAUGACCACCCUCCACGUGCUUCAGAAAACAAAUGACAAUAGGGCUGUGCGCAUAAAGGGAAUUAUGAAAAAGUGUACCAUGGAAGUUUGCUGUUUUUAUAAUCUUGGCUCAUAUGUCUAAAAAAGGUGGAAGGAGCUGAGGCUUUUCCAUGUAUGUGGCCUUGCCUGCAAUUCUCCACACGAAGGACUGCUGCUAAUGGAAACAGUGGAUUUCAUAACGCGGAGAUUUAUAGUUUUUAUUAGACUUUUUCAGGUUUGCUAGGUGGGUAUUACAAUUUAAUCUAUUAUUUAAAAGUUGGCUACAGCUUUCUGUCUGGUGUGUGUGUGUGUGUGUGUGUGUGUGUGUGUAUGUAUAUAUAUAUAUAUAUAUAUAUAUAUAUAUAUAUAUAUAUAAUAUAUAAUAUAUAUAUAUAUAUAUAUAUAUAUAUACAUACACACACACACACAACAGACAGAAAUAUAUGUAUAUUUAUUCCUGUUGAAGUAUUUACCAGUGUCGCUGUUUAUUUCGGAAAUGUUUGAUCCAUUACUUCUACAAUGUCACCAAACCUUGUCUUCAUUUAAAACCUGGACAGUUAUGUGCCUGCUGAUAGUAGCCCCAGAAGCCCCAUAAUUUUAUAAGGGGAUGAAAACAGGUUGCCAAACCACAUUGUGGUUGUAAAUUAUGGUGUUGGUCAUGCAGGGAGUGUUGCUGCUGCUCAGAUUUGCCACCGGUGUGUUCCGGUUAUCUCAAACCUUUACCAUUUAAUCUCACGUCUGUCCUUGGUGGGCGGACACACCUAGUCCACAUGAUCCGAGCCGACACAGUCAUCGAUUUGUACUUCCUGAUACACACCUCACAGCUCCCUGCAUUUCCCCUUCUCAUUAGCUUGUGCCUUGUAAAUUGAGAUUGUAUGAGCCUCCAGCUGCACACAUGACUUUGCACUGUGACAUUACCAUGAUGGAACUAAUGCUUUCAGAUAUACUCUUAAAAUCCUUCCAAUAUAGUGAGUGUGGCGUUUUUGUGAGCCAGUUGUUCAUAAUAGCUUUUAUUUUCAGCCUUUUAGUCUUGAUAGUACUGUUCAGGCCACCCACUGUAUUCUGUUAGUACAUCAUGUAUUCACAACAUUUCCUCUACUGGUUUUUACUAAAGAAAUAUUACUAUGGAAAUACUGUUAAUUACCAAAUACACAGUUUAGCAGUCAGAUGGGAUUUCCUUAGAAACCAAACACAUCUUUUAAAUGAAAAAUGAAGGCACAUGUGAGAAUAAUUAUCACUUUUCUAACCACUUAACAUAAUAUUUCCCCUUGAAGUUAACAUUUGACCUAAUGGGUUCUUAUGAAAUGAAUGUACCAGUUCCAUUAUUAAGUUGCUACAAACUUAUCUAUUACAGUAAGUAACAAUACAUUGUGGGUUGACUUUCUGCCUGCAAAACGCUUUGUUGAAAACUACCACAUACGGUUUUUGGUGGCAGAAAGACAGACAUUCACACAUUCAGUCCUCGACAAUCUACACCAAGAUCCAGAUUAUAUUAUAGAGCUUGUACAGUACUGUAUUUAUAUUUGAAAUGGGUUUUUGUCUGAGACCAGUUGAUAAAUUUUGUGUGUGUGUGUGUGUGUGUGUGUGUGAGAGAGGCUGUGAGAGCACAUGAUCACUGUCUAGGUUGUUUUCACUGAGUACUUCAAUCACUAUAAAUAAAUGUGUAUUUUAUUGUAA